GUCACUGCUUUCACAGCUCUGUCUCGCUGUUGCAGUCUCAAUUACAUGCACAACUCACCAGCACAACGCAUUGCCGAUUGGCUGGCCUCUCGCCACCCAGCGACUGUUGCUAACAACUCCUUUGCUGAAACUUAACACAAAGCUAUCGUGGCUGGAAACACUGCACAUUGAAAACGGACUGGGAAUUUUCCAGCUGGGAAAACCGACAAAGACAGAAACUGGAGGGAUCAACAUGCCUCGCGGGAGAUCAGCCUCGAGCACACGAUCCAACAGCAGUGAUGUGGAGCUGGAGGGACUGGCUCAAAGUGAGCUGGAAAAGCUGCGUCACCAGUUCCGGAUCAUGGAGGGCGACCAUCAGGCAUACAGUGUAGAGUCCCAGGAGCUGAUCAGGAAGCAGCUGGCAGAAAUUGAGAAACUGGAGAAAGAUGAUGAGGAGCUGACAGUGAAUCUAAAGCUCUGUGUGAGCCAAACGAGGCAGAAGCAACACCAGGAGUACGUGAAAAAGAUUCGGAGCAAGCUGGAAUCCCAGGAUAAGCUGAAGGAGCAGAUAGACAGCGAGAGGCAGACCAUUGUAGAGUUGGACCUGGAGAUAAAAAAGUUGGAACAAAAACUUCUUGAACAGAAAAUAGCAUUGAGCAAAUGUACGGAGAGUAAAGAGAUUAACGCCCAAACGCAGAAAGAUGUCAAGGUGAUGGAGAACACACUGGACAGGACUCUGACCAGGUUUAACACACAGCUGACCCAGAACGCCCUUCUUCGGGAGGAGAUCCGGACAAUGAGCAUGGAGCGCUCACGCUUUCAGCAUCUCUACCACAAACUAGAGAAGGAACUGCAAGAAACUCGGAAGGAAGUUGGUGCUGUGAUUGACAUGUCCACGGCAGCGUAUGAUGCCAGGGAUGACGCGCAGACCAAGAUGGUGCAGCUGAAGGAGAAGGCGGAGAAGGAUCUUGUUCUACAUGCAGCCGAGAUGAAAGAGCUGCAGAGAGUCAUUGACCACGACCGCAAGCUGAAGGAGUUCAUGGCCAUCAAAACCCAGGAGCGACCCUCGGAGGAGAUACGCCCAUACAGCACCCGCAAAAGGGAGGACGAGGGAUCGGCAAAAAGACAAAAGGAGACAAAGGAGGAACGAGCGGAGACCUUUGAGGCCGCCUUCCAGCAGAUCCGAGCUGCGACGGGGGAGGAGGACCUGGAGGUGCUGGUCAACACCUUUAUAGAAGUUGAGGAUCGGAACUUUGCCCUGUUCAGUUACAUCAAUGAGCAGAACACGGAGAUUGAGAGAGUGCAGGAGGAGAUUGCUGCUCUCCAAGCUGAGAUUGCGGGCUUCAGGCAGCGUGAGCAGGAGCUGCAGUGGGAACAGCAGAGAGUGCGUCAGCAGAUGGAGAGGCAGCAGCAGGAGGCCAGCAAUCAGGCUGCGGGCUAUGAGGAGAGAGUCAAGGCCGUCAACAAAAUCCUGGAGCAGCUCAAGACCGGGACGGAGUCGCUCUUCACUAAAAUCGGCUGCAAUCGCUCCAUCCUGGACGAUAUGCUGGGAUCGUCUUGUGGGAUAACGGACACCACCAUCAUGCAGUACCUGGGCCUGAUCGAGCAGCGCACCAAUCAGCUGCUCUCCAUCCAGUCCUACCUCACUUCCAAGGAUUAUGACCGACCGUACGACCCCCGGGAAGCAGCCGUGCUGCUGUUAGGGCAGAAGUUGGAGGGUGCGAUGCAACCGCUCUACAUUGAGCCUCCAACCACCGGCAAUAAUGAUGAUGACAGUGAGUUGGAAUCUCCGGGCACCGAGGAAGAAAGACCCCUGACACAGGCAGAACUGCGGGAGCGAAUAAUGAAAGGGGUGAUCAGAAAAGAGGAGAAGGCGCUGAAGAAAGGUUUUCAGUCCUACCGCCCACAACUGAAGCACUGA
Callorhinchus milii (elephant shark) is the source of this 1900-nucleotide messenger RNA. It is a transcript of the gene odad1, whose product is annotated as outer dynein arm docking complex subunit 1. The record is from RefSeq and is a predicted model, not a curated record. The coding region runs from base 233 to 1900 and encodes 555 amino acids. Gene Ontology annotation, biological process: outer dynein arm assembly; cilium movement. The transcript is spliced from 15 exons. Gene Ontology annotation, cellular component: axoneme. Lineage: Eukaryota; Metazoa; Chordata; Chondrichthyes; Chimaeriformes; Callorhinchidae.